This is a messenger RNA of Phragmites australis (common reed), 761 nucleotides long. RefSeq lists its product as uncharacterized. NCBI's taxonomy places the organism in Eukaryota, Viridiplantae, Streptophyta, Magnoliopsida, Poales, Poaceae. Bases 80 to 580 code for a protein of 166 amino acids. The transcript has a single exon. The record is from RefSeq and is a predicted model, not a curated record.
GCUCGAUCCUCUCUUCUUACCAAACACACACCAACUCAAGCCGACGCAGGCGACGACGCGACCAGCGGACGGGAGAACGAUGGAAGCGGAGGCCUUCCCGAUACGUUUCACGAGGGGCAUCAGGUCCUACUGGCGCCGGAGCAACUACCAGCGCGUGGACGGCAUCGGCGCCGCGGCCCCCGGCAGGCGACGACACCAGCUGGUGCGGCUGGGAGAAGGCAGCGACGGGCCCAGGCCGUGCGCCGUGCGGCUCGGCGGCAUGUUCCGGGCGCGCCGCGUCAGGGCGCCGGCCCCGGCCCCCGCCGCGGCCAAGGUCCCCAUGCGCGUGCUCGGGAGGAUACGGGACGCCUACGUGGACGUGAUGCUCGGGGCUGCCAAGGCGCAGCCGGCCGCGGCACGGGCGCAGCCGAGCGCGCCCGAGGCGCUGUGGCAGAAGCGGGUGCCCGUGCGACGGUCGACCAGCCAGGCGCGGCAGAAGCCGGAGGAGCUCGGCCAGAGGCUCGUCAUCGAGAUGUACAAGUCCGUGCUCGCGUCCAGGGACCUCGCGGGCAUGCUCCGUGCGUCGUCGGUGGCGCGAUAGCGUGCAUCGGCAGUGGACACGUUACGCACGGCCGGGAAGACAGUGAUUCAUAUUAUUUCUUUGUUUCUGGUUAACCUCUGUGACAAGUCUUACCUGUACAUUGACAAAGCAUGGGGUGGCUUUGCAGAAGUUCCCCGAUCCCCGGUAAUUCUAGUAAGCAUAUUACGCUGCUUCAAGAUCA